Molecule: messenger RNA, 975 nt
Organism: Xyrauchen texanus (razorback sucker)
Lineage: Eukaryota; Metazoa; Chordata; Actinopteri; Cypriniformes; Catostomidae
Product: lymphocyte-specific protein 1-like
Exons: 5
Source: RefSeq, a predicted model, not a curated record
GAGGAGUGAGCGCCGCGUGGAUCUCUCCUCAAAAGUUUAGUGUCCAAGAGUGUGAGUGUUUGUGUGGGAGACUGUGAAUCAGAUUCAACGGAAUACAAAACGUCCUAGAAUUCGAUAAGAAAAAGCCUGAAGAGAAAAGAAAGAACAAUGUCAAGUGCAAUCAUGAGACGAAACUCCAGCAAACAGGGUUUGCAGAAUCUUCUGAGAGUGACGGCCCAGCGGAGUAUCGAAGAUGCAGAGGAGAUUGAGAGAGAGAGACGGCGUAGGGCCCGGGAGGCCUUCCGCAAUCAACAUAGCCCGUCUGGAUCUGCAGGGUUUUCUCAUGACAGUACAAGCCCACCUGAGGCAAGCCUCUACGAAGGUGAGCUCAGCACCUUUAAACCCAGCAGCCCUAUGACUCUGGAUGAGGAUGAAGGCUUUAGCGACUGGACUCAGAGGCUGGAAAGAGGAAAACGUCCUAGACCAGAAGAGAACGGUCGUGGGAAAGAGCUGCAAGUUGAGGACAGAAGAGUAAAUGCAAGAUCUAGACAAAAGGAGAAGACCAGUUUCACCACCUCAAUACAACCUCAACAAGCUCAAAACACAAACCAAGAGGAUGAGGUAGAGGGACAAAGACCAGCAAGGAAGAGCAAUGAGAGGACGAACUGUCAGAAUCCAGAGGAAUGGCAUGAAGUCAUCAGAGACAACAAAAGAACACAAGAAGAAACAAAACCACCAAUGGAGAACAAGAUGAAAGAGGAGAGAAAGGAGUUGAAGGUGUCAUACACUUCUAAAGUCUUCCUACAGCAGGACAGACUGCCUAAUGGCAAUGAAGUAGCAGCUGUUGAGGAAGUGACAUCACAUUUGGUCAAAACCAAAAGAUCUCCUAGGACUGUAGGUAAAGAUCAAGCCCUUGAGACAAAGAAAGAGAUGGACACUGGUCUAGAGACAGAAAUGAAGCUUGAGAAGAUUCGUCGUAGCCACCAGGAGAAAGAA